Messenger RNA from Saccostrea cuccullata (small rock oyster), 714 nucleotides. RefSeq lists its product as uncharacterized. Bases 1 to 714 code for a protein of 237 amino acids. The record is from RefSeq and is a predicted model, not a curated record. The transcript is spliced from 2 exons. NCBI's taxonomy places the organism in Eukaryota, Metazoa, Mollusca, Bivalvia, Ostreida, Ostreidae.
AUGGCUGGACAGCGUUUAUCAGAGUCUGUGUUUAAGGGACUGUGUGUCAAAGUGGGGUCCUUUCAAGAGGUGAUCAUGAGAAGAGAAUUGAUGGACUUCGGGGAACUGAUAACAAAUCAAGUAAUAAACACAAGAGAAGAAGAAAGUAUGAUGAUUAGUGGGAGUACCAGCGAAGGAUUCAGGCUACAGGGGUCAGAUUUGGACUUAAUGUUUUGGCCAAAUGACCACAUCGCUAUAUGGGACCUAGAUCAGGCUAAGAAAUAUGACUUAAAUAGAAAAACACUGAUUCUCUGUGAUUGUUCCGAUAGCCCACCAGGAUUUGUUUUACUCGAAUUACUGACAUCAACACACAAGGAAAGUGUAAUGAAUGCAUGUAUGAAAAUAAAUGACAGACUCUACAUAUCCAGUUCCAGAUAUAGAGAGAUCACAUGUUCAGAAGUUAUACCUAAUUCUACGGAACAUGGUCCCUGUGGUAGUGGUGUUAUGGUAGGAACAGAGUAUGACUAUGCCCAUUGUUUUGUCUGUGAUUUUUGGCCCCAUCCUGCCUCCAAAUGGAUAGACAGGUGUCACUCAUGGCCACCGCCUUUUAUUGUUGAUGAUAUAGUCAGAAAUGGAUGUCACUUUGUAGCAAUAGGACACAAAUUAGGAAAACACACAGACAAAGAAUGGAGAAUGUCAUUCUCUUUGGCAGAAAAAAAAUUGUAUAUUCAAUGA